AUGUCCAUUGUGCGUCAGGAGCGUUUGCUGUGGACCUCUCUCGGCCUCAUCACCGGCGCGGUUUCCUUCAUCGACAUUCGGGCGGACGAACCGGUGUUCGGAUCGAGAGCGCGUCUCGGCGUCGUUCGUACCUGGAACUCCUCCGUCGACCGAGUCUUCGGCGACCUCGUGCGCUUCCUCAGCGACCGCAACCUCUGA
Molecule: messenger RNA, 198 nt
Organism: Micromonas commoda
Lineage: Eukaryota; Viridiplantae; Chlorophyta; Mamiellophyceae; Mamiellales; Mamiellaceae
Exons: 2
Coding region: 1-198 (65 amino acids)
Source: RefSeq, a predicted model, not a curated record